AGUUAUAGUUUAUCCUGUUACAACAAUUUCAGACAAUCGUGCUCCAAUCGAAUUUUAUGUAUCCGGUUCUGGUGAAAAUUAUAUUGACUUGCAUUCAAUUUAUCUCCAUGUCCAAGCAAAAAUUGUUAAAAAAGGAUGGAACAGAUAUCCCACCUGAUGAAAAAGUAGCUCCUGUUAAUUUUUUAAACAGUUUGUUUUCUCAAUGCACUGUCUUUCUAAAUGACAAGCAAAUUAUUGCUCAAACCAACUAUCCGUACUGUGAGAUUUUAGAUGCCUUAUUUUAUUCAAAGGAAGUGCAAAAAACAUUUCUAACGAGUGCAUUAUUUUAUAAAGAUACUGCACAAUAUAUGGAUUCAAUAGAUGAACAUAAUGAAGGAUUGACUAAAAGAUUUAAUAUUAGUAAACAAAGUAAACUAAUAGAUUUAGUUGGACGACUUCAUAUUGACUUGUUGCAUCAACCUAAACUGUUAAUUAAUAAUGUAGAUUUAAGAAUUAAAUUGGAAAGAUCUAAGGAUAAUUUUGCUUUAAUGGCAAAUAAUGAUAAUUAUAAAAUUAUUAAAAAUGCAUCUCUAAAAAUUAAUAAAGUAGACGUUAGUUCGUCAAUCCAAAUUGGUAUAGAAAAAGCAUUACAAACAGGAGUCAUAAAAAUAUUGUUUAGAAGAACCGAUAUAAAAGUCUUUACUUUAAGUAGUGGAAUACAAUCUACUAAUAUAUCUAAUGACGUAAUUGGUCAAUUACCUUAUAGAAUGACAAUCAGUUUAGUUUCUAAUUUGGCAUUUAAUGGAAACAUAAAAUAUAAUCCUUUCAAUUUAAAAAAUUACAAUUUAAAUUAUAUAUGUUUAUUAAAAGACAACCAAAUGAUUCCUUCGAAACCUUAUACUCCUGAUCAUACAAAUAACAUAUACACAAGAAAUUUUAUAUCAUUAUUCGAAGAUAUAGGAUGUAUUAAUCAUCAUAAAUAUACAAAUAUAUCUUACCAGGAUUAUAAAGACAGUCAUACUUUAUAUUGUUUCGAUCUUACUCCUGAUCGUUCAGCAUCAGAAUCACACAUGAGCAAGGAAAUGUACCGAUCAAAUUAAAAUUUUCAACAGCAUUAUUAGAAACUGUAAACGUUAUUUUUUUACUUGAAUAUAAUAAUACUGUAGAAAUUGAUCAGUCAAGAACAGUAUUUGUAGACUAUUGAUGGAUACUAUCACGUUAUGGAGACUAGCCUCAAGCGAUUCUAAAAUAAAAAGAACUUUUGGAGGAGUUUUUGCAUC
This is a messenger RNA of Centruroides sculpturatus (bark scorpion), 1259 nucleotides long. RefSeq lists its product as uncharacterized. Lineage: Eukaryota; Metazoa; Arthropoda; Arachnida; Scorpiones; Buthidae. Gene Ontology annotation, molecular function: ribonucleoside-diphosphate reductase activity, thioredoxin disulfide as acceptor. The transcript has a single exon. The record is from RefSeq and is a predicted model, not a curated record. Bases 57 to 1079 code for a protein of 340 amino acids. Gene Ontology annotation, cellular component: cytosol. Gene Ontology annotation, biological process: deoxyribonucleotide biosynthetic process.